AUGGUAGCAAAACAAAGGAUCCGUAUGGCAAACGAAAAGCACAGCAAAAACAUCACGCAGAGAGGGAACGUUGCAAAGACCCUGGUGAGGCAACGCGAAGAGAAGUACCCCGUGGGGCCGUGGCUCCUGGCUCUGUUCGUCUUCGUCGUCUGUGGAUCAGCCAUCUUUCAGAUCAUCCAGAGCAUCAGGAUGGGAAUGUGA
Molecule: messenger RNA, 201 nt
Organism: Salvelinus namaycush (lake trout)
Lineage: Eukaryota; Metazoa; Chordata; Actinopteri; Salmoniformes; Salmonidae
Gene: serp2
Product: stress-associated endoplasmic reticulum protein family member 2
Exons: 3
Coding region: 1-201 (66 amino acids)
Biological process (GO): endoplasmic reticulum unfolded protein response
Cellular component (GO): endoplasmic reticulum
Source: RefSeq, a predicted model, not a curated record